CAUGGCAGCUUGAAGCAGAAGGAUUUUUUAAAGUUUUUUCUUGGAAAUAUUGCUUUAAAUGUUACCUACACGACAUCUGAGACGCUUAGAUAUUAUUAGACGACAUCUUCAGCAACAUAAUGCAAGAAAAGUGAGCUCCAAUGCAGAGGAAUAUGAUUAUGAUUUGGUUGUGAUUGGUGGCGGAUCAGGGGGUUUGUCAUGUGCAAAAGAAGGAGCUCAGUUUGGUAAAAGAGUUGCUGUCUUGGAUUAUGUCUCAGCUUCUGCACAAGGUACAACAUGGGGUCUUGGUGGGACAUGUGUGAACGUUGGAUGUAUCCCAAAGAAGCUAAUGCACCAUGCCGCUCAGCUUGGAGAUGCAAUUGAGGUUUCAGAAAAGUAUGGAUGGAUCAUUUCAGGAGAAGUCUCACAUUCAUGGGAGACGUUGGUUCAACAUGUUCAAAAUCAUGUGAAAUCCCUAAACUGGGGCCAUCGAGUUCAACUGCAGGAGAAGAGUGUGAAGUAUUUUAAUGCAAACGGUGCCUUCCAAGAUAAUCACACAAUCAAGGCUACCUCAAAAGAUGGCAAAGAAAUGUUUAUUACGGCAGAGAACAUUGUUAUUGCUGUUGGAGGAAGACCAAAAUAUCCAGAGAAUGUACCAGGUGCAGUUGAGUACUGCGUUUCCAGUGAUGACAUAUUCUCUCUUUCUAAGCCACCUGGAAAAACUUUAGUUGUUGGUGCAUCUUACGUUGCUCUUGAAUGCGCUGGAUUUUUGAAUGGUCUUGGUUUUGAUACCUCAGUAAUGGUUCGUUCUGUUUUCUUGCGAGGAUUUGAUCAGCAAAUGGGAAAUCUGGUUGCAGCUAACAUGCAAUGCAAUGGAACAAGGUUUAUAGAGAAAUCUGUCCCAACAGCUAUAGAGAAAAAUCAAGAUGGAACACUUCAAGUUGAGUGGAAAAAUUUGGAAAGUGGUUAUACACACAGGGAUUUGUUUGACACUGUUAUGUUUGCAAUAGGGAGAGAACCAGAGACCUUGUUCCUACAGCUGGACAACGCUGGAGUUGCUAUCAAUGUGAAUAGCAGAAAAAUAAUUGUAGAUGAAAAUGAAAGAACAUCCGCUUCAAAUAUCUAUGGUAUUGGAGAUGUUAUUCAUAACCGGCCGGAACUAACACCUGUUGCUAUCAUGGCUGGUAAAUGUCUGGCAAGGAGACUCUUUGGUGCUUCAACUCAGAUUAUGGACUAUACUAAGAUUCCAACAACUGUAUUUACACCACUAGAAUACAGUACAGUUGGCUUAUCAGAAGAAGAUGCUUUGAUGAAAUAUGGGGAUGAAAACAUAGAGGUAUAUCAUGCAUAUUACAAGCCAUUGGAGUAUACUGUGGCUGAAAAAGACGCAAGCCAAUGUUAUAUAAAGGCUGUUUGCGACAGACAUAACAACACAGUUUUGGGUCUCCAUUUUCUUGGCCCGCAUGCUGGAGAGGUCAUGCAAGGAUUUGCUGCAGCAAUGGCAUGUGGUCUAUCAUAUGAUCAACUGUCGUCUACCAUUGGUAUUCAUCCAACCGGCGCGGAAGAGAUUGUUAAAUUGAACAUCACCAAGAGAUCUGGGGAAGACCCGACUGUGACUGGUUGCUGAGGUUAACUUCUCUCUGAAAAUGAUGUCAAAUUUUGACACAUUUUUGGAGAUGGUUUUCGGAGCAUUAUCAAGUCAGCAGGUGAUGGUGAACCUCUUAUGAACUAGUUUGUUCUGUUUUUAUAUCUAUGUUUAAACAUUUCUAACUAUAACCACCAUUUGCUAGGCAAAUAAUGCCCAUUUAAACCACCAAUAUUAGGAACCACGUAUUAGUUUAUCAUUGAUGAAAGGUCAUUUUAAAACCUUGGGUGGAGUGACCUGGAAGAUUUCUGUUAGACAAUUUAAAUUUAUAUAAAUUGUACAAAAAUAUCAAAUUAUAUUUAAUUUUGCAUAAUGGCAUUGUCUUAUUCCCUCUAAAGAUUAAAUCACACAAUAUUUAACAAAAUGAAAAUUUGAAUCUUAUUCACAAACAAAUAUAUUCCAAAAUCUACAGUUGUUAGUACAAACUAGAAAUAUAUACUUGCACAUCUAGUGUGUGCAUAUAUUUACAAAGCAUAUUUAU
Dendronephthya gigantea is the source of this 2105-nucleotide messenger RNA. Its product is annotated as thioredoxin reductase 2, mitochondrial-like. Bases 59 to 1606 code for a protein of 515 amino acids. Gene Ontology annotation, biological process: cell redox homeostasis; cellular response to oxidative stress; glutathione metabolic process. Gene Ontology annotation, molecular function: thioredoxin-disulfide reductase (NADPH) activity; flavin adenine dinucleotide binding; glutathione-disulfide reductase (NADPH) activity. Lineage: Eukaryota; Metazoa; Cnidaria; Anthozoa; Malacalcyonacea; Nephtheidae. Gene Ontology annotation, cellular component: cytosol; mitochondrion. The record is from RefSeq and is a predicted model, not a curated record. The transcript has 17 exons.